This is a messenger RNA of Schistosoma rodhaini, 3856 nucleotides long. The record is from the annotation of a GenBank genome assembly. NCBI's taxonomy places the organism in Eukaryota, Metazoa, Platyhelminthes, Trematoda, Strigeidida, Schistosomatidae.
GACCGGGUGUUUUAAGGUCUGGAACUGUAUCGCGUUUGGUUUCGUUUCUGAGUCCGUCUUGGGUUCAUGUUUGUGCUUCAUUAUUAGGUCUUCACUGUAAUUGUGUUUUCGUUUGCUGACUUUAAAACUAAAACGUUUUGUCAUUUUUUCGUCCAAAUCAUCAAGGAGGGUUUUUGGGACUGGUUCUUUCCGCGUUUUCCAUCACUCAAUACAUAAACAGACUGUGCUCAAGCCUAUUGACGAUUAAACGCUACAGAAUAUUCCUAGCCACCCAAGAUUCACUCUGUAAUGUUGAGGUUGCUGAUCGUGUUUGUAUCUACUGUUUUAAGUGGCGUGUUUCCCGAUGAACAUAGUCAUGUGUAUGAUGUUGCAGAAGAAGUGGUUCUAUGGAUGAACACCAUUGGACCAUACCACAAUCGUCAAGAAACUUACGGAUACUUUACCUUGCCCUUUUGUCGUGGACCUAAAAUUUCAAUUGAACAUACCCAUGAAACUCUGGGUGAAGCUUUACAGGGGACAGAACUUCAGUAUAGCGGGAUAGAUAUUCGAUUUAAAAUUAACAAACCUAAGUCAACGAUGUGUGAAGUUGAUGUCAAUUCAGAUGCUUAUAUAGCUUUCAGUAAAGCUAUCGAGCAACAAUAUUGGUAUCAAAUGUAUUUGGAUGAUCUACCGAUUUGGGCUGUUGUAGGGGAGGUAAGCAAAGACGGUCAUCCUAGUAUUUGGACUCACAAAGAAUUGGAAAUUGGAUAUAACGGAAAUCAAAUCGUUUUUGUCAAUUUAAUCAAUGGUGACUUGACUCCUUUAAAACCGAACACUAAAAUUACAUUCUCGUAUAAGGUUAGAUGGGUUCCAUCAGAAAUAGACUUUGCUGAUCGAUUUGAUAAGUAUUUGGAUUACGAAUUCUUUGGACACAAGAUUCAUUGGUUUUCAAUUUUUAAUUCAUUUAUGAUGGUAUUGUUCCUUGUCGCAUUGGUCUGCAUGAUUUUAAUGCGAACAUUACGUCGUGACUAUGCAAGAUAUAACAAAGAAGAUGGUCUAAGUGAUUUGGAUCGUGAAUUGGGCGAUGAAUACGGUUGGAAACAGGUGCAUGGGGAUGUUUUCCGCUCACCUCCUCAUUCAUCGUUAUUAGCUAGUUUAGUUGGGACAGGGAUUCAUAUUGCCGUGGUUUCAUCCAUAGUAUUAUUCUUGGCACUAACUAAUAAAUUAUACGCUGAACGUGGAAGUUUCAUUUCUACUGCCAUAUUUGUUUUCGCUUCUACUUCACCGAUAAAUGGAUUGGUUGGUGGCAGUCUAUAUGCACGUAUGUCUGGCAAACGCUGGAUUCGUCAAUUCCUUAUGGGUGCUACAUUACUGCCAUUCCUAAUAUGUUGUUCUACUUUUCUGGUAAAUCUUGUUGCCAUAUACUAUCGUACGAGUCGCUCUAUCCCAUUCUUGACAAUGCUCUCCAUCACUUCCAUUAUCUUAUUCGUAGUCAUUCCAUUAAAUUUAGUCGGUACUGUGUUAGGUCGUAAUUUAUUUGGUUUGGCGAAUUUCCCAUGUCGAGUAAAUCCUGUUCCUAAAGCAAUACCGGAAAAGAAAUGGUUUAUGGAACCGUCAUUUCUCAUUAUUGCAAGUGGACUGCUACCAUUUGGAUCAAUUUUUAUUGAACUAUAUUUUGUCUUCACAUCAUUUUGGGCGUAUAAAAUUUACUUUGUUUUUGGCUUCACUUUGCUUGUUUUAUUUCUUCUAAUUGCUGUGACAACAUCUGUUACUGUUGUGGGCACCUAUUUCUUGUUGAAUUCUGAGGAUUAUCGUUGGCAAUGGACAAGUUUUCUUUCUGGUGCAUCGAUCACGUUUUAUGCAUAUUUAUAUUCUAUUUACUACUACUUUUUCAAAACCAAAAUGUUUGGCCUAUUUCAAACUACUUUCUAUUUCGGUUACAUGGCAUUGUUUUGCCUAUGUAUAGGGUUACUUUGUGGUAAGUCUCUUUGGUCGCACACUUCUAGACUUAUUCGAAUUUGAGGUAACGCAUAAUUCUUUGUUCUUCUAUCAAUGCUUUAAGCGGCAAUUUCAGAAUUUUGAAUACUAAGUACUUUUCAGCAGACAAAUUCAGUUCUAGUCUGCAAUGUCACGUUCAUAAAUAAAGACUUUAGUGUUCGAGCCCUUCCUUGUAAGUAGGUCAUCGACGAAGUCUCAGCAGGAAUAUAGAAGCCUCAUUUGUGAUCUAACACCCUGCACCACCAAAAGGGACUAAUGAGGUAUCUACCUAUGUUACGUCCUUGAUUCGUCUACCCACUUCUAUGCAGAAAACAACUUGUUUAAUCUAGCUAACUGGCCUAACCUUGAGCGUAGUAUGCAUGAAUUCAAAGUGAGACCAAACUAUUCCAUCACCUGAUUGACUGACAAGCACGCAAAAGAGAAAAGACAAAUCAACUGGAACACUACUCUAUUUAUUCCCGAUUCCGGUCUGGUUCCUAAUUCAGAUUAGUGUAGAAAGAUACAUGAAUAAUUAAAUAAAUAUCUAACCAGACCACAAUGCACAAACAUUUAGGAAACUACAAUUAUGUCAAAAACUGGGGAUUAUAGUAGAAAAUAGAGUACAAAAUAUUACGCUCAAAUUACAAUAUCCUUCGGACAGAAAAGGCUAUGACAGUGAAUCAUACAUCAAACAAAAGCUUGUGGUCUGUAGAAUAGACUGUAGACAAACGUAAAUAUUACUGUUAUACAAGCUUUGAAUAAAAGGAAACAACUUCCCCAUUAAUAACAUCCGUGGUUUGUCAAGACUUCCUAUUUCUUUCUUCACAUCAACCUAUUAGAAAACAAGCUUCAGUUGCAACACUUCCCAUUAACUGUACAUCUGUGAAUUCACCCUAUUAUUGUAAGGAUCAUUAGCAAUGUUUAAUUUAAUUGUUUCAAAUAAAUUAAAUGUUGCGUUAGCAUUUGUUCGCUCUAAUAUUUUUUGUGAAUAUUCAAAAUAAUGGAAAUUGAAAUUCCCGGCGUUUCGCGAAUUAAUGUAUGCCACUUCUUCAGAGUAAAUAAAUAGGUAAUCCAAUCAAAUUGACGCAAGUUAAAUAAAACAGGAAAAAGACGGAGUGAUAAGUUCUGCCGAAAUUAAUAUAGGUUUGAUUAUGUCAAUUUCAUGUGACAUUUUUGGUUAAACUGUUUCUGUAUGAGACGUCAUUGUAUGUAUGAUGUUGGUUAUGAAAGAUGUCCAAUUUGUAAUAUAAAGGAAUGCAGUUAGAAUUUGAGUGUAAGCGUAUAUUGGACCGCGAAUGAAUGGAGUUAAAUGUGGUUGUUUGGAUGAACAAUUCCAGUUGUAUGAAUAUUCGGGCUUUCCUUUCUAUUGAGGACAGAGGGAUUUUGUAUUACAUAAAACGUUUCGGUUACUUGUCUUUUUUUACAGUUUAAAAAACGUUUUUGAAUUAUUUUGAUGUUUUUAAUACCUGUUUGGUGAAAAUAGCAUGUACUGCUAUUAUCAAUUUAAUUUGUGGAUUUUUCAGCUCUACACAAUUAUUAGGUCUUGUGUAGCUCAAGUGUUCCUUGGUCGAGUAGGAAUUUCACGGGAAUUCCCAUUAUUGAACUCAUGAAAGUUAACCUAAUUUGUAAACAGUUUCGUUUGGAUGCACGUUCAGUUAUUUAAUUAUUUACUGUGAAGCCGUAGCUUAUAUUAUGUCGCGAAACGUCAGAAAUUCGUAUUUCAACUGAUUGCGAUAUAUUUUAUUUAUUUCAACACAUAAAUAUUGGUACAAGAGGGCAGCAUAUAUGUAUGCGCCACACAAAAUAAUCGGAAUGGGAAGAGAAAAAGAGGGUAAGGUGCAUGUAAGAAAGAAAAAGAAAAAGAAAAUAAUAACAACCACAUAUUAGUGUAUGUUAUUGU